AUGGGCCUGUUCAAGCGCAUUUAUGAUUGGCUGCUUAGCUUGUUCUGGAACACCGAGAUGGACAUCACCAUGAUCGGCCUCCAGAAUGCGGGUAAGACCUCGUUGCUGAGGGUACUAGCGGGCGGCGAGUUCACGAUCGACUCCAUACCAACUGUCGGCUUCAACAUGAAGCGGGUGCAGAAGGGCCAUGUGACAUUGAAAUGCUUCAUCGUGGACUCGGCCGACAAAGAAGCCCUCCCAGUCGCCAAGGAGGAGCUCCACAUCCUUCUCGAAAAGCCAGCCAUGGAAGGCAUUCCACUCCUGGUCCUUGGCAACAAAUCCGACCUGACGGACCACGCGACCGUCGACCAACUCAUCGAAGCUCUCAAUCUUAAGGCCGUGACGCACCGAGAAGUAAGCUGCUACGGCAUUAGCGCCAAGGAGGAGACCAACCUGGAUGCUGUCCUGCAGUGGCUCAUCGCCCGGGCCCAAAAGUGA
Messenger RNA from Recurvomyces mirabilis, 477 nucleotides. RefSeq lists its product as uncharacterized. Lineage: Eukaryota; Fungi; Ascomycota; Dothideomycetes; Mycosphaerellales; Teratosphaeriaceae. Gene Ontology annotation, cellular component: lysosomal membrane. The record is from RefSeq and is a predicted model, not a curated record. The transcript is spliced from 5 exons. Gene Ontology annotation, molecular function: GTPase activity; GTP binding. Gene Ontology annotation, biological process: protein transport. The coding region runs from base 1 to 477 and encodes 158 amino acids.